This is a messenger RNA of Patiria miniata (bat star), 2646 nucleotides long. RefSeq lists its product as uncharacterized. The record is from RefSeq and is a predicted model, not a curated record. The coding region runs from base 100 to 408 and encodes 102 amino acids. NCBI's taxonomy places the organism in Eukaryota, Metazoa, Echinodermata, Asteroidea, Valvatida, Asterinidae. The transcript is spliced from 3 exons.
ACAAGUUUUGCCCUCAAUUUUCCAGUGUAGCAAAAAAACUAGCAAGCUUUGAUUCUUUGGAAAUUUGUCGGAGUUAUCGAGGCCUUCAUAUUAAAAACUAUGAGUGCUCAAUCAAACGAAUCAUGGAGGAUGAAUUCACCAGAAUUAAUACAGCAGAUGGCACUGCUGGCCUGGCUGAACAAAAAAGAGGAUGGUGAUUCGUUCUACAAGUUGGUCUCCACAGCCAGGGUGUGGUAUGAACUAUACCAGCGGGUCAGCCACAGUGAUGAGAUUGAUGCUUAUAAGGCGGAGACUAUCUUGGCGAUUGCAAGCUAUGUGAAGACCCACCCUCGUGCAUCUCAAGAUGAAAUGGCCAAAGAGAUCGGCAAACAGAUCCAGACAUUUGCUGCCAAGGUAGAGGCCCUAUGAGAGAUCUUCUCUGGAUGUGUUUGUAUAUAAAACAGUAGUACUGCAUAGAGUCCUUCAAUUUGUAUUAUUUGAUGUCUUUUUUUAUGUCCUUUGCCUGAGACCCUAGUCUAUGACUUCGGUUGAAUAAGGCUGCCAGAUGUAUGAAUUGGUAAACAAGACUAGAUUCUUUAGAUCAGAACUUUUUUUAACGAACCAGGGCCUUUUCAACAUACCUGGCUGCUACACCACACACCUCAGUAAAAUCAGGCUUGGAAAUAACUUAAAUUCUAGAAUAACUAUAGACAUGUACGAUGUAUAUUAUGCUUGGGCCUAUCUUGAUUUGUAAGAACUUAAAUAAUCAGUAUUGCCUUCUGCAUAUUCUUGAAAACAUUGACGUGGCUAUUUGUAAUAUGCAUGCAUUGUUAGAAUGUAUGUUAACACAUCCAGAAUGGUUACAUGAAGAAGCAUUGAUUCAGUGGCUUGUGAAUGCAUUAGUCAGUUGAUGUGCUUAUUAUUGGUGAAUUUGUGUGAAGCCAAGAUCAAUAUGGAAAUAAAUGAUAACCUCUUAAAUCAUUCAAAGCAUUGCAACUACCUUUAGUUGGGCUGCUGCUCAAAAGUCCUAUCAACAAGAACCUGAUCGCAAGGUUUUGCUUUAAAUUAUUCAAAUGAGCGUGCUAGUGAUUGAUUACAUUAUUACAUAUAUCUCUUUCUUGUGAUAUUUUGUCCAUAAUAUAUAAAUAAUUUUAUCUUUUGUUGACAUUCACAUAAUAUACAUGUACAUGUAUGGCAUGUUGUGUUAAUUGUUGUGUGGGCUUUUUUGGGGGGGGGGGUGGAGUUUUUACUAUUGUUUGUGUAAAAAAAAAUCAAGUUGUAUUUAUUGUGAAAAAAGUAAUCUCCCUUGCAUCAAAGGGACUUAAACUUUUUAAUGUUUUAGAACCAAUAGUCUUGAUGCAAGACAUCCUUAGGAGUGCAAAAGUUACUGUACAGGCUGGCAGUAGCAGCCCGAAAAAGAGUUCCAUAGCUGGACAUCACUUGACACCCUGUGCACAAACCCUGUCAGACUGGUCUGAAAAAUUCCAAGUGUUUUCUCAGUGUCUGCUAAAUUUGACUUUUUAGCCAGGACAUGUUAUUGCUUUCUGACGGGUGAUAGGUCAAUGCAGGGGAAAUUUAGUGAUGUCCAUGUAUGGAAUUCUCCCCGCAGCCAGUGCAUGUCUUGAAAUUACUGCACCAAGGACGUCUUGACUAUUUGAGUUUAACAUCCCAAUAUAUAUGAUAAUUAAAAUUUUGUUAAACUGUCUUAAGCUUAAAUCAACAUGGGAGUUUAUUUCCAUAACGCGAAAUACCCAUUUGAAAAAAGGUGAAAAUUUUGUAGAGUUUUGGAAACUUUAAAGAAUAAACAAAUUUCUACAGUAGAAUGCCACUAUAACUGUUUCAUUUUGCCAACGCGCAUGGCUACGGCGACACGCCUGCAUUCCAGAAACCGGAGACUUUUUGGGGGCCUUAAUAGUGCUUGUUUGUUAUAGUGCUUGUGCAUUGUAAUAAUAGAAUUUACUAUUUCAGGAGCCACAGGGGAUGUUCAUUAUAGCCAAACGUUCAUUAUAGCGGUGUUCGUUACAGCGGCAUUUCACUGUAGCAGCUGUUUCUAAUCUUAAUUUUUCACUUUAUUAUAUUCUCAAAUUGUGUGUAACUGUAUAACAGCCAAGAGAGGGCGGCAUUCUAAAAAGUUACAAAUGGCAUUUAUCACGUUUUUGGAAAUAUGGUCUUCACAUUUAAUUGGUAUUUUCAGUCAUUCACAUCAAAUGUUAAACAGUGAAAGUUGACAUCGAGGGACCAUUACAAACAUUUGUUUAAAACCAAAGACAUUGCGUUCUUGCUUGGGACAUACAUGUAGUCAAAAAGCGGUUUACAUGUAUUCAACACUGUUUUCUCAAGCACUGUGUCUAUAACUCCCAUGAGUUUGAAUAGUCAAUGAUUCAACUUUUAAGCUUACAUGUAGACCUUAAUGUAAAAAAAAAAUAAUUGUUGAGGUUAUGGUUUGGUUUGUACAUGUAAUUGAGCGCACAGACGCCGCCACAUUAAAAAAAUGUAGUGUUAUUUUGCAAGUUUAUAUUGCUGUAAUUCUUUAUAUUUAAUUGUUCAAUAUUCUAAUAUGUUAUAUGUAUGAAACUGAACUAGUUUCUAGUAUUGUAUAUUAUUAAUUAUAUAUGCUGACAGAAAGCAAAAUUAAAACAAAUACAAGCAAAUUUCAAAUCAAGUGAA